CACGCGGAGAGCCGGGCCCAACCGCCCCAGUGACCCAGUCCCCAGCCUAGGUUUCUCGCCCCGCCGGAGCACCGCUCGCCGCCGCGUCCAAAGUCAUCUCCGGCGCCCGCGCCUCCCUUCCGCACUACUGCAGCUGCGCCCGAGCUCAGACGCAGCCGGCGCCUCCCAUCCCCACGGCCGCCGCCGCCCCGAGCUCAUCUCCGCCGGCAGCCGGACCGCGCUUAUCCCCGUUGUCCGCGCCCGUUCGACCUCGUCAUCUGCCACUGGCUACCUUCUCCAAAUUUUCCUUCGGCUGCAGACUGCAGUAGUGGGAAUCAGGGCGGCAACAGCGGCGAUGGAUAUCUACAAUGUCGAGGCCGCCGAGAUCCUCGCCAAAGAGGCCCUUGUUCUCCCCAUCACCGAGGCCACCCCCAUUUACGAGAAGCUGCUCGCCACCUUCCCUACCGCUGCGAAGUACUGGAAGCAGUACGUUGAGGCAUACAUAUCUGCACACAACGAGGAUAUUGCCAAGCAGAUAUUCAGCAGAUGCCUGCUCACCUGCCCUCAUAUUAAUCUCUGGCGUUGUUACAUCACCUUUAUUAAGAGAGUAAACAAUAAAAGGGGCUCUGAGGGUCUUGAAGAGACGAAAAAGGCUUUUGAUUUCAUGCUGAAUUAUGUUGGCAAUGAUGUUGCAUCUGGCCCUGUUUGGAUGGACUACAUUGCUUUCUUGAAGUCAAUGCCGGUUGUGACACCCCAGGAUGAGUCGCAUCGCAUGACUACUAUAAGGAAAGUAUAUCAGAAGGCAAUUUUAGUUCCAACUAGUCAUGUUGAGCAGCUAUGGAAGGAUUAUGAUAACUUCGAGAAUUCCGUUAGCCGCACCUUGGCAAAAGGCUUGCUGUCUGAGUAUCAACCAAAAUUUAACAGUGCUAAGGCUGUAUAUAGAGAGCGUAAGAAGUAUAUUGAGGAUAUUGAUUGGAACAUGCUAGCCACCCCCCCUACAGGCUCCUACGAGGAAGAGCAACAAUGUAUGGCGUGGAAAAGACUUUUGGCAUUUGAGAAGGGGAACCCUCAAAGAAUUGAUGCUGCAACUGCGAAUAGGCGUAUUUCCUUUACUUACGAGCAAUGCCUGAUGUAUCUAUACCAUCAUCCUGAUGUAUGGUAUGACUUUGCCAUGUGGCAUGCAAAGAACGGUUCUACGGAUUCUGCAAUCCAAAUAUUUCAGCGUGCUGUAAAAGCGCUCCCUGGUUCUGAAGUACUGAAGUACGCCUUUGCUGAACUGGAAGAGUCUGUAGGAGCAAUUCAGCCUGCUAAGACAAUAUACGAGUCUCUUAUAGCUGAAAAUGCAAACAUGACAUCACUUGCACAUAUUCAGUUUAUUCGGUUUCUAAGGAGAACUGAAGGCAUUGAAGCAGCUCGCAAGUUCUUUUUGGAUGCUCGGAAGUUGCCAGGCUGCACUUAUCAUGUGUAUGUUGCUUAUGCUACAAUGUCAUUUUGCCUCGACAAGGAUGCGAAGGUGGCUCAAAAUGUUUUUGAAGCUGGUUUAAAGCGGUUUAUGCAAGAGCCAGGAUACGUCCUUGAAUAUGCAGACUUCCUGUGCCGCUUAAACGAUGAUAGAAAUGUGCGUGCUUUGUUUGAGCGUGCUCUGAGCUUACUUUCCCCCGAGAAAUCCAUAGAGGUAUGGAAACGGUUUGUUCAGUUUGAGCAGAUUUAUGGGGAUUUGGCAAGCAUGCAAAAGGUGGAACAAAGAAGGAAGGAGGCUUUAUCUAGGACAUCGGAAGAUGGCUCAUCCUCCUUAGAGGACACACUUUAUGACGUUGUUUCUCGGUAUAAUUAUAUGGAUCUUUGGCCUUGCUCAUCAAAAGAAUUGGAUUAUCUGUCGAGGCAGGAGUGGCUUGCAAAGAACAUGUUUAAGAAGGCUGGCAAGUCAGUUAUCCUAACUAGUGGUGCGACCUUUGAUAAAGCUAAUAUUGGAGUUGGUGCCAGUGCGAAGACAUUGCCACAACCUGCAAAAGUUGUUCGGCCUGAGAUUUCUCGAAUGGUUGUUUAUGAUCCUAGACAGAUGAAAGGCCCAGUGAUUUCAACCACAUCCAGUGGGUACACUAAGGAGGUUGAUGAAAUAUUCAAAAUGCUUUCUCCACCAAUCAUGUCUUUCAUCACGAAUUUGCCUGCUAUUGAAGGUCCAUCACCAGAUAUAGACAUUGUGCUUAGCGUGCUGCUGCAGAGCACAUUACCGACGGGGCAUGAUGUAGGCAAACCUUCUGGUCCAGUUACUGGCUCUGCCACUAAUGACCUCUCAGGGCCUGGCAAAUCAGGGUUUAACCAAAAUGGGCAUAGACCUCCAAGGGAUGGGCAACCCUUGAAAAGGAAGGCCAUCGGAAGGCAAGAGGAAGAAGAUGCUGCCGCCGCGGCGCAGAACCGAGCGAUGCCGCGUGACAUAUUCAGGCUCAGGCAGAUCCACAGGAGCCGUGGGGCAGGAGGCCCUGCUCAGUCUGGCUCGGCGGCAAUGUCUAGUGGAAGUGCAUUCUCUGGGGAACAGUCAGCCAACAGCUCAAGCUAGUUCAAUGAUCCCUAGUUACUUUGCCAGGACCAGCCUUUAGUUAGUUUAUGUUAGCUAGCCUUAGAGCUUUGGUUAGUUGAACAUAGCCAAUGACCUGAAUGCAGAUGUUGUUGAUCUUCAAUGUGAAAAUUCACAUCUUUAUUCGUGGCAAAGGUAUAUUUCGCAUGCUGAUGCUAAAAGUUAGGGAUGCGAGGGGAUCAUGGAAGCCAGGGGAUCGUGCGUAUGACCCACUUCUAGUAGGCCAAUAUCCAAA
This is a messenger RNA of Brachypodium distachyon (stiff brome), 2789 nucleotides long. Its product is annotated as cleavage stimulation factor subunit 77. The coding region runs from base 335 to 2536 and encodes 733 amino acids. Gene Ontology annotation, cellular component: nucleus. The transcript has 23 exons. Gene Ontology annotation, biological process: mRNA 3'-end processing. The record is from RefSeq and is a predicted model, not a curated record. Gene Ontology annotation, molecular function: mRNA binding; protein binding. Lineage: Eukaryota; Viridiplantae; Streptophyta; Magnoliopsida; Poales; Poaceae.